Molecule: messenger RNA, 591 nt
Organism: Caenorhabditis auriculariae
Lineage: Eukaryota; Metazoa; Nematoda; Chromadorea; Rhabditida; Rhabditidae
Source: the annotation of a GenBank genome assembly
AUGCGUGUUAGGAGGAAUUGCGUGGGCACCCUCACUCGCACACACACACACACACGCUGCCGCCUCGGAUUAGGGCAUUCGUGCACGAUUUUCGACGACAACGACGACGACGAUGGCCGUCGUCACCCCGCUCUGUGCCCCAGCCCCCUAAUAGCCAUUUUGAUUAGCACUCAUGGCGACCGCGAGACGAAGGAGGAGGAGGGCAAAAAGACCGACAAAAUGCGUAAACAUGCGCACGCCGGCAUGGCUCUCGCUCUCACUUGCCUCUUUUCAAGGUAUUUCGAGCCAAAUCUCCUGAGCCGAGAGUGCAUUAAUAUCUGGGAGCGGCAUUUUCUCAGAACAAUGAUACUGAUAUUUCAUCCAAACAAAAGAAAGUUAUCUUGUGAUAGUUUGAAAAAGUAUCCAAUUAUUAGUGGUCGGUCUUCAUUUCCGCUCUCGUCUGAGACUAAAUCCGACCCUGGACAAGCUGGGCGCCGUACUGUUCAAGCAGUGAUCUCGAAAAUCGUCUACUACUAUAACAAGAAAGGCGGAAUGCUCUACGCUCCGUCUACGCUUGAUCAACGACAAAAAAACCCUUCAAUUAUUCCAUAA